Brachypodium distachyon (stiff brome) is the source of this 2381-nucleotide messenger RNA. RefSeq lists its product as uncharacterized. The coding region runs from base 110 to 2176 and encodes 688 amino acids. NCBI's taxonomy places the organism in Eukaryota, Viridiplantae, Streptophyta, Magnoliopsida, Poales, Poaceae. The transcript has 3 exons. The record is from RefSeq and is a predicted model, not a curated record.
CACACACCGGCUGUUUUGUAGAAACCCUAAGUUAGAUGGCGGCGGAGGCGGAGGCGGCGGCCUGCCAGAGUGUGCUUAGCAAUCUCUACCACACCAAGAGAAGAGAGCGAUGGCGGGUGGUGGCGAGGAUAAAGACGAGGCGAGGAUGCCUCGUGAGAUGGAGAUUGAAGGGGAAUCGAGUAAGACCAUGGAGCAGCAGUCUGGAGGUCCUUCUUGCGACCUCGAGAUCCUGAGGAGGGAGAUCACGUCCCUGAUGAUCUUGCUCACGGAUAAGCAAUCUGACGUCCUUUGUUGCGAUUCUGAGAUCCUGAAGAAGAUCACGUCCCUGAAGAGCGAGAUCACGUCCCUGAAGCUGGCGAGGAAGCGCAAAGGCCUGGUUCCGCCUCCUGAUGUCAGCCCCACAGUGCGCAGAAAAAUAUCUUCAGUGCGGAGGAUUGCAGAGGAGAAGGAGGACAUGGCGGAUCAGGAGAUGGUAGAUCUGUCCAAUUCCUCCGGCCACAAGGAUACGGACUCGAGGAAAAUCAAACCAACCUCCAGAUUCAAAUCCAACUUCGAGCAGGAAUGUGUGUCCUGCGGUGGUAGGCAUGACGCGCAGGAGCCCGUGGAAUGCCAAUUCGACUAUAUCUUGCAUGACACUGAGGCCACGAGCAACCAGCUGGCAUCUUUAGCUUCGAUUCUGAGGGAAAGCAGUAGUCCCAUAAUCUCGUUGGACAAGAUCAAAGAUUUGAUGGACACGACCUACUGUUUAUUUCGGGUUUCCAGUGGUAUAGCUGAGGAUUUCAUGAAAUCUGAGAACCUGAUGACUAAGGAGAUGGUGCUGCAGACUGACUCCAAAUUCAGAUUGGGGGCAAUGGAGGAGGAGAAAACGGAGGGGGAGGUGGAGGAUUUGAAGACGUCUGACUUGAAACGGGAGGAGACUUCGGACGAGGACGAGGAUGAGGUGGUGGAAAAGACCUUGGAGGAGAAGGAAUUUGAUGACAACUUAUACAAGGUCCUCGAGCAGGUGAAUAAGGAGACACUCUACUACAGAAUGCAAAUGGCCUCUCUCGAAGAGAAGGGAGAGAAUGAUGAUGACGAUGAUGAUGAUGAUGAGGAGGAGGAGGAGGAGGAGGAGGAGGAGGAGUUGAUGGAGAUAGAGUUCACAGAAUCAGACAAGGAGGAGAUGGAUAUGGAGGAGAGGAUGUUCGCUAGUCACCAGUCCGGCUGGGAAUCUACAUGGGGCUCCAAGACUGUAGCGCGUAAUUUCUUCAAAGACCAGACCAUAGUGAGUCCCAUGUACUUUACACAUUCCACUCCUGGACACGUCCCAUCGUACCCCACUGCUUUCACUGGGAGCACCUUGCAGAUCUACACAAUCAAAAUUCAAACAAAGGGGAAAUUGAGCUGGCCACUCUAUGUUUAUGGCGUUGUUGCUGCUCGAGACUCUGUGGAUCGCAACCGCAACAUUCUCUUCUGUCGGACAAGAUUUAACUGCCAAAAGCUCACUCAAGAGGAUCCCUUUUUACACUUGACUGGCCCUUCUCGUGCAAUUAUCAUGGAGGAUCCUGUUGGAUUUGAGUUUCAACUAAAACUAAAAGGCAGAGUAGAGUCUGAGGAUAGAGUAUUGAUGAAUCAGACCUACCAUUACCGCGGUGGUUAUCCUUGGGGUUUAUAUACUGCUAGCCUGGGCAACCGCUUUUGCACAGCAGAGUUAAACGUGGAGCAACUUAUUGACACAGUCCAGGCCACUAUCUUAGGUGUCUGCAUUGGUGAAGGGGACCCAUUAUCCCUUUUUAAAUAUGGAGGCCGAGUUUCUUGCUUCUCACCACCUCAGGAACUUAUGAAAGCUGACAUGCAUGCUACUGAUACUGCAUGUAGGCAAGUUGUGUUGCUUGAUUUUCAUGGUGUAAAAAUGCCUGUUGGAGCAGAUGGUUACCUUCAGCUGUCAAGGAAUGUUGUUUCUGUAGAUUUCCAGGAAAAGCCUGGUUGUUCUAGGGAAUGUGCAGAAAACUUGGAAGUUGUCAUACAAGCCUACUCAGAUUCUGGCAGUGUUGCUGCUGAAGGUCGUGUCAAGUUCAUGCCCAAAAAGUCCAACAUAAGUCAAGGUGCAUGUUACCUUGGAGAGACUAAGGUGGAGAUUGUUGUUGCUUGGUCUGCCCUGGUUAGUAGCAGGAUACACAUUGUGGAUCGAGACUGAGAUGUUUGAUGGCGCACGCCAGUGGAUGUUAAUUAUGGGACUGCGAUUCUCUUUGCCUACCUAUGCUAUUCUGUCUUCCUAGUAGGUAGAUAUAUGUGUAUGAGCUUCCUCUGAUGUACUGACUCAAAGUACCUAUAUCGCCAAACUAUUUGUGUCUUUAGCACUUUAAUUUAAUGUUAUUUGAAGUUUUCUUUUUUUAUUUUGA